AUGGCGUCACAGGUAGACACCGGUGUCUUCCAAACCAUCGAGACGGUCAACAAAGACAAACUCGUUAUCAGAGACAAGCUCUAUGGCGAACAUAUAAUCACCGAGCCUGUCCUGAUCGAUCUCCUCCAAAGCGCCGAGCUGUCGCGCCUCAAAGGCGUCUGUCAACAUGGGGUAACUGCUCUCCUUGGCUUUGGACCCAAAGUCACCCGCUUCGAACACUCUGUCGGUGCAUUUUUGCUUGUACGCAAAGUUGGUGCCAGCGUCGAAGAGCAGGUAGCUGCACUUCUUCAUGAUAUCAGCCACACGAGUCUCAGUCACGUUGUCGACUACGCACUGUCCCAGCCUGGAGAAGACAGUUACCACGAGGUCCACAAGUCUCGAUUUUUGAAGACCACUCGACUACCCGAAGUCCUGACUCGGCAUGGUUUUGGAGAUCUCAAAGCUCUUGACGAGGAACUCUUCCCGCUCGUGGAACAGCCAUCACCCCAUUUAUGUGCCGACCGGCUGGACUACUCGCUUCGUGAUGCUCUGGCGUUUGACAAAUUCAGUCUCGAAUACAUCCAGCAAGUCUUUCAUUCAUUGAAGGCGGUCCCUCAUGCCACCUCUCCCAAUCGCAUUCUCGCUUUAGAGGACCCCCAGCUUGCGUUAGCACUUGCUCGCUCAUACUUGGCUACUGAUCGAGACGUCUGGUCAAACCGAUCGCAUGCAAAUAUUUACAAGAGAACAGGCCGAAUUAUCGCGGAGUUGGUUCGAUCUGGGCGUGUGAAGGAAGAUGCACUUUGGAUUCUAUCUGAUGAUGAUUUUUGGGCGCUCCUGCGUCGAGAGGCAUCACCAGAGAUUUUGCGUGAAUUGGACAGGCUCGAAACAGAAGGUCUACCUGACGAGAGCAAGCUCCAACUUCCUCGAGAGACAAAGAUUAGGACACUUGAUCCAGAUAUUUGUCAGGGUGCUCAAGCGGAGCCAUUGCCUUUGUCGGUUGUUCUCUCUGAAUGGGCUGCAGAGCGCCAGCAGUACAUUGCUGGCCGUGAAUCCACGCGAGAAUAA
Molecule: messenger RNA, 1044 nt
Organism: Penicillium cataractarum
Lineage: Eukaryota; Fungi; Ascomycota; Eurotiomycetes; Eurotiales; Aspergillaceae
Exons: 1
Coding region: 1-1044 (347 amino acids)
Biological process (GO): dGTP catabolic process
Cellular component (GO): nucleus
Molecular function (GO): dGTPase activity
Source: RefSeq, a predicted model, not a curated record